Columba livia (rock pigeon) is the source of this 4041-nucleotide messenger RNA. It is a transcript of the gene ATXN3, whose product is annotated as ataxin 3. Lineage: Eukaryota; Metazoa; Chordata; Aves; Columbiformes; Columbidae. Gene Ontology annotation, cellular component: nucleus. The record is from RefSeq and is a predicted model, not a curated record. The transcript is spliced from 11 exons. The coding region runs from base 177 to 1268 and encodes 363 amino acids. Gene Ontology annotation, biological process: protein deubiquitination. Gene Ontology annotation, molecular function: cysteine-type deubiquitinase activity.
UACGUGCUUGUUUGACGAGCUGGGCCGCCGCGCGGGGCCGCUCCCGGCCGCCCGACCAACAGGGGGCGUUGCCAUGGCCGCCAGGCCCAGCCCAGCUGGGGGUCGUCGAGCAAUGGAAAGGUUGAUUGGCUGGGGAGGUCACGUGGGGCGGAGGCUGCUGGUGGUUGACAAUAAACAUGGAGUCGAUCUUCCACGAGCGGCAAGAAGGCUCGUUGUGUGCUCAGCACUGUCUGAAUAAUUUGCUACAAGGGGAAUAUUUUAGUCCUGUUGAGUUAUCCUCCAUUGCACAGCAGCUGGAUGAAGAAGAAAGAAUGAGAAUGGCAGAGGGAGGAGUGUCUAGUGAAGAAUAUAGAACAUUUUUACAGCAGCCAUCUGUAAAUAUGGAUGACAGUGGAUUCUUCUCGAUUCAAGUUAUAAGCAAUGCCUUGAAAGUUUGGGGUUUAGAACUAAUCCUCUUCAACAGCCCAGAGUAUCAGAGGCUUGGGAUCGACCCGAUAAAUGAAAAAUCAUUUAUUUGUAAUUAUAAGGAACACUGGUUUACAGUUCGAAAGUUAGGAAAACAGUGGUUUAACUUGAACUCUCUCUUGAUGGGUCCAGAACUAAUAUCAGAUACAUAUCUUGCACUUUUCUUGGCUCAAUUACAACAGGAAGGUUAUUCCAUAUUUGUAGUAAAAGGUGACCUGCCAGACUGUGAGGCUGAUCAGCUAUUGCAGAUGAUUCGGGUACAGCAGAUGCAACGACCAAAACUAAUUGGAGAAGAGGCCGCACAGUCAAGAGAUCAGAGGUUACUCAGAAGCGACGUGGACCAAGCAAUAGAAGUUAACCAUCCUUUUGAUGGAACAGGCAUGUUAGAUGAAGAUGAAGAGAACUUUCAGAGAGCCCUAGCUCUGAGUAGGCAGGAAAUUGAUAUGGAAGAUGAAGAAGCUGAUCUUCGCAGAGCCAUUCAGCUCAGCAUGCAAGGUAGCCGUCAAAGCGAGUUCUCGGAUUCAUUAUCACAGAAUGUUCCUCAGUCACCUCACACCAGUCAGACAGACCCCCUUUCCUCAGAAGAACUGCGAAGGAGAAGACGAGUGCAUUUUGAAAAGCAGCAACAACAGCUACAGCAGCAAGAUCAGACCCCAAAGCUACAUGAUAAGCCAACUCUAACCUCAAGCACUCCACAAGCUGAUGCAGAUGGUGAUAUGAGUGAAGAAGACAUGCUUCAAGCUGCCAUGAAUAUGUCUCUGGAAUCUGUUAGAAACGACUUGAAUACAGAAGAGGAGAAAUGACAUAACUUUUUUCCCCCUUUUAUUGUCUGAACACUAAGUCUCCAUUCUAACUUUACUGUGUGGAUGUUGCACAAGCAGGGUUCAUUUCAGAGUUCUGGAAGCAGGUAUGAAAAGGGGGAUGGAGGUCAGAGUUUAGAGGGAAUCUGCAAAUACAAAAAAGAUUGCACUAAUUUAGAAAACUGUGGCACUCCUACUACAGAACAUCUGUUCACAAGAGUAGCUGUAUUAAAGUUACUUGAACUAUUGACAUGAACAAAGUUAGACACGUGUAGCAGCUGUAACUUGCAUUUAAAAAGCAAGUUUAAAUUGUUUUCAACAAUUCAAAAGGUGCUGAAAACCAGCACCAACUGAUUUCCUUCAGUACUAAUGGAAAAACAGAUAAAAGUAAUGUUGUCGUCAUAAAUUACUAAUUUCUAUAAGAAAUCACUUAACAUGGGAAAAUAAUGAAAUUCUGCUAGUUUUAAAUAAUUUAUUUUGUGAUUGUUUAUUCUGAAUGACAAGGUCGACUUUUCAAUCCUACUUGCCACUUUUGGAAUGACCCAUUUUGCAAGAGAAACAUGAAUCCAUAAAUUUCAUACUUUGCAGUUCAAGAUAAAAUCUUCAGUGUAUUGUUGAUUAUGAUGUUAUUCCUGAAUCUUUCAGUGAUUUCUGAUCUUCUAACACUUUCUGGUUUUACUUCCAGUUCCAACUGUAAAAUUAUCAGAUCCACGUAUAAAGUAGGAUUUUUGCAUUGCUCUAUUGUCUUUUGGCAGAUAACUUGCCUUCUUUGUGGUUUGUUGUUGUUGGGGGGUUGUUUUUGUUGUUUUCUCUUUCGUUUGGGGUUUUUGUGUUUGUUUGGGGGAUUUUUUUUGUGGAUUUUUUUUGUUUUGGGGUUUUGUUGGGGUGUAUUGUUUGUUUUCCUCUGGUCUUUCUAGUUAUGCCACUGUAUUUAAAAGUAGCAUAUAAUCAGUUGGGUUAAACAGAUCUUUUCUACCUCUUCUGGAGUCUUUUUUCCUCUUCACACUCAACCCUUCAUUCUGGCCUUUCAGUAUGACAGAAUUGUAACUGUGUCAAGGAGAAAGGAGGAGGGGAUUCAGGUGCCAUAAAGUCAGUGCCACACACAUAAGGUGCAUUCCUGCAGUCUGAAAUGACCCCUGUGCAAGUCGCUCUUUGAAGAAUGAAUAUUUAUGUCUGUGUGGAUGUUUUUUCUGAGAUGCUUUUGAUGAGUGUCUAUCAGAACGUUGCAGCUUUUUCAGGAAUAGCCUUUAUUCAUGCACCUUACAAUUUUUUAUCAUGCUGUUUCUGAUCCUCAGAAAAAUUGGGGAGCGAAGUAUGCGAGAGAGCUUAUUCUUUUGGUUUUAAGAUGUUUGCUCUUGAUAUCCAGGAUGAAUGUGUAACAGGGUGACCAAACAUGACUUUCAACUUCAGUGCAGCAAUUGAGAUAUAUGUUUCAUUUUCCUAAAUGGUGCUUGAAAUACAAAUUCUGUUUACAUAUAAAUUAUAUGAAAAAAUGUUGUAGGUAGAGUAUGUAAGCUGUAGUCCACUUAAGGCGUAGACAAGUUAGCACAGGCAUUCUAAGAAUCUUUUGACAGUAACUCCAAAUUUCUUUUUCAAAAUAUUCUGAAGUAAUAUCAUUGCACAAUAGUAACAUUUAAUUAAAAUCAGUAUAAAAUGAAUGGUAGCUAGAUGGAAAUAUACAUUCAGCAUCAAGAAGUACUGUAUUUGAAAGGGCUCAACUUCUCAGUAAUGAUUUGUUUACAACAAGGGUUUCUUGAUAGUUUAGGAUAUAAUAAUAUUAUACAUAAUUGGGCAAAAUCCUGUUUUCCUUACCUGUGUGCUGAAUUUCCACCAUGUCACCAGAACCACUGUUAUGUGUAAGAUAAUAUGCAUUUUGACGUGAGACAGCACUACUUUUUAAACACUGAUUUUAAAUUUUAUCUUUUAAAAAUAAUUGUUACGCACAUUAUCAUCUGUAAUGUCUCAGAUUAAUACAGCUAAACAAUGGCUUUAAGUGCUCAUGUGUGCAUAUGCCAUUUUGAAAUGCUGUAUUUUUCAGGAUGUAGAUUUCUGCUUUCAGUUUAAGUUUUAUAUGAAACUGAAAACAGGAAUCUGUAAAGCACUGAAUUAUUUCUUUGCUCAUCUGUAAACUAUCCACAGCUUUAAUUUCCCUUUUUUCUUGUGCCAUAAAUUGAUUCAGAAAUAAGACUCUUCAUUUUAUAAACAGGUGUGGGAUGGCUAUUUGAUACCUGUACUUGGAACUUGGUCCUUUUAUCCUCUCUUACAAUAAUAUCAUAAAAUUGUAUUAUUCCCAUAGCUAUAUAGCAUAGCAGCCCUGUAUUAAAAAAAAAAAAGCCCCUUGAGAAUUGCAUUAAUUGUGACCUGUUACAGUUCCAUGUUUUUAUAAUCACUAAAGUAUGGUGGUUUGCGUUUGAACUUUCAUGUCACUUUUUAAGUUACUUCAUCACCCAAGUGUUCUAAUAUGUAAGGAAUAGAAAGUAACAGUGCCUGAAAACGACAACUGUGUCAAUCAUUACAGUGCUAACCAUAUUCCUUCCUGUGUAGAAACAGUGUCACUGUACAAACACCAAUUUGAUUUUCAGAGGAAUGCCAAGUUUAAUGAAGUAGGCACAUCUGUCUAGUCAAGCAGUUAAGAGCUAGCAAUUUAAGCUACAUAUGUUAAUUGCACCAAAGGGAAAGACUAAUUGCUGACAGCGCAUAUUUUAUAGGCCAGACCUAAAGUUCAAAAUGUGUGGACCUGCCAAGAAGCUGUCAAUAAAAUAAAAAGCCACUCUCA